CCUGGCCCCGCUCCACUCACAAUCCGAUGGCGGCGGCCGUGCUGAGAGAUUCGACUUCGGUUCCCGUGACUGCAGAAGCUAAAGUUAUGGGCUUCACACAGGUGAGUGGAGAGUGUUUCGGGGCCUCACUGGUGCUGACCCCAGUGUUUGUCUCUGAGAUUGUGUUCUGGGACUCUUCUCUUGGCACUCUGUGGGUCUUUGGUUCUAGGAACCCUGAACAAACAUCAAUCCCAGGGUCAUACAUCCAGGCUGGAAGCUGGUAUAGAACGGUUCCUAUGGCUGGAAACCAGCAAAGUAAGGUGUGGAACGUUGUCUCAGGCUUAUGUACUAGAUGAGCAAGUGCUUGAAAGUCAAGCUGAGCUGGUUUAGUGAACUACAACUUUUUUCUUUCUCAUGGGAACUGAACGCUGGGAUGCAGGAAUCAGACAAAAAAUGGCUCUCAGUUGUUGGGUGUUUCUUCUGGAGUGUGUGAUGAGCAAUGAUAGUUUGGGAGCAGAGGAGGUAUGUGACCUGAUCCAGUUCUCAUCAGGUUCUCUGUGUGGCCAAGCUGAGAGAACAGGCUGAGUGUGAGGUAUGAGAUAGGAAGAUAGUGAAGAAGGCUGCUGUAGUAGUCCAGAUGAGUGUUACUGGUGGCAGGACUUGUGUGGUGGCUGUGGAGGUAGUAGUUGGAUUCUGGAACCGUUUUUUAAGUAGGGAAGCCUGGAUUUUGAGAUGUUGAAGGCAAGAGAUAGAAAAGUAGGAUUCAGGGGUAAAAGCAGGUUGUUUGGGUUUAGCAGCUGGAAAUAUGGAAGCUCCACUAGCGAGGAUUGUAAAAUUGGUAGUAGAGUCAGUUGUCUGUAGAGGUAAUCAGAAAUUUUGAUUUGGAACAUCUUUAUUUUUAAUUUUUUUUUUUUUUUAAUCAUUAUCUGAACAUGGCCCAAUGGGACAUCUUUAGAGUCUGAGAUGGUUCAAAGAACAGUUAGUUUAGACAUCAAGUGGAUAGUCUAUCCAGAGGACUAGAACUGUGGGGAGGGAUUCAGGAUGGAGACAUUUAAAAGGUGGCCACUACUUGCCUAGGGGUAUAGCUUGGGACACAGUUAGGAGGUGGAAUCCUGAUCACUCUAGUAACGCUGUUACCAGUCCAGGGAAGGGAGGUUGGGGGUCACUACUGGGUCUUCUGCUGGGGGACAUGGUUGAUCAUGGUGGGAAUCACAAAGACAGGUAUGAGAGAGAAGUGGCCAUGGUGGGGUGUGAGAGCAAGGAUGAUCUGGCAAGUGGCCAAGGAUCUAGGAGAAGAGUGGGCAUGAGAUCAAUGCUUGGAAGUAAUCCAAACAAGAUGACACUGAGACCAAAACUAGUGCUUUCUCAGCACUCUAGAUCUAUCUACCAGGGUUUUGUGGUAACCGUUGAGGUGUCAGGAAUUUCAGGGAGGUGGAUAAGUUGAGAGUCACAGGUGGUCAUCUGGGAGAGUUACUGGGCCUGAGGUGUGGGAGUCCUCUGGGGCAGACUUUGAAUGAGGGUUAACAGGAGAGAAAGACUGUGACUUAACAGAGGAGAUCAAGUGCAGCACUAGUGGAAGAGGGCCAUGGGUGUCAGAACCCCAGGUAUUUCUGGGUGACUGAGGAUGUAGCAAGGGACAGAGUCAGGCAAGGAGGCCUUCAGAGCAGGAUGGGGCUCUGAAGGGCUGCCUUUGGCAGUGGGGACAUUCAGCCUCUGAGUAGCACCGGACCUCAUUUCAGUUUGCCAAGCACUUUCUGGAUGUUGCGUUCCAAAUAUCGUGGGGAUGCCAGAGAACUGCCUAUGGUGUGGAGCAACAGGGUGGAAAUCGCCGUGGAAGUGAGAUUGUUUGAGGGUGUGUGCUUCAAAGAGUGAUGUGCAUAUGGAGAGGAAGUGUGAACUGAACAACCCAUGGCCAUGGCAUUGAGGAUAUAAGAAUGAUGGCUAACCCCAUCAUUGCUUGUAUGUGAGAGGCAUACUUUUGGAAACUCCAGGAGAAUUGUCUGACAAGACAGAAUCCAACCCUAUAUGCUAGACCCAGAGUUUAAAUGGCAUUUCCUGGCCCACCUGCCUGUUGGUGCUGUGGGAAGACACAGUGAUGAUGGGACCAUGAGGAGAGAGAGGGCAGGAAUCAGUGCCACCAGGGCUUGGUAUCUCCUCUGAGGUGGGGCUUAGGGUUGGGGGUAAGCAGGGGAAGGAUGCAUGGGGGGCAUGAACUUGGGAUCCUAGGAGAGAAUCUGAUCAUGGAAAGAUCUGUCCCCAUCAUGGCAGGGCUCUGUGACCUUUGAGGACGUGGCCAUUUACUUCUCCCAGGAAGAAUGGGGGCUCCUUGAUGAGGCUCAGAGGCUCCUGUACCGUGAUGUGAUGCUGGAGAACUUUGCACUUAUAACUGCGCUGGGUAAGGCCCUCACAACCACUCUCGUCUCCUGGUCUUUGUCUAUCCUUUUUCUCCCCAGAGGCAGCUCUGUCGGACCAUGGGCUCUGCUGACUUCCCCACUGUCUUGGCAUAUGUGCUGUGGUGUAAGGAAUGAAAUCAUUGCACUCCUUAAUCAGCCCUGGUAUUUGCUGUUCCAAAACGCACCGGGAUGGGUCUGGGUGUUAGGUGUCUUGAGUCAGCCUAAUGCAUCUCAGUUUAUUUCUUCACUUCCUCUUUGGGUGGCUGUGUUCAUAUUCAUGGUACUUUGUGUCUCAGGUUCUGCCUCCUUGAUGACAUUUCCUUUGACUACCUGUGUUAGGAAUUUGCAGAAUUUUCCUCAUCAGUAUUUACAUGGACCAUGAGCUGUUGUUGCCAGAACCUCCUUCAGGAUCUGUGUGAUAUUAAUUUUCUUUCUUGUGUUCUCAAGGAAGCUGACUUGCUCUGGGCUACUGCAGGAUACUCACCUGUCCCAGCUGUCCCUUAGGACUUGCUUCAUUCAAGUCCCAAGUAGUGGCACAUCUAGAGGUGCCGGGAAAGCCCUGGUUGUUGGAAAGGGUGAAGAUGGGAAUAUGGCUUCAGAGGAAGCCUGGCCUCAGUCAGUGGCACCUGGUUUGUUGCCAUGGGAUGGAGGAUGAAGAGACACCUGAGCAAAGUGUUUCUGUAGAAAGAGUACCUCAGGUCAGGACUCCAGAGGCCAGUCCAUCCACCCAGAAGACUCAAUCCUGUGACAUGUGUGUCCCGUUCCUGACUGACAUUUUACACCUGACUGAUUUGCCUGGGCAGAAACCAUGCUUGACUGGGGCAUGUGCAGUCUUUCACCAGGAACAGAAGCAUCAUAGUGCAGAGAAACCCUUGGAAAGUAACAUGGACAAGGCCUCAUUUGUGCAGUGCUGCCUAUUCCCUGAGUCAGCAAUGCCUUUCACCAGCAUUGAGGUUGGGAAGGACUUCCUAGCCCCAUUGGGUGUUCUUCAGCCUCAGGCUAUUGCUAUCUAUGAACAACCCAACAAAAUCAGCAAAUGUGAGGAGGCCUUUCAUGUUGGAAUAAGUCAUUACAAGUGGAGUGAAUGCAGGAAAGAGUCCAGCCACAAACAAACUUUUUUUCACCCUAGAGUCUGCACUGGAAAAAGGUUUUAUGAAUCUAGCAAAUGUGGGAAAGCCUGCCGCUGUGAGUACUCCCUUGUUCAGCUCCAAAGAGUCCACCCUGGAGAAAGGCCUUAUGAGUGCAGUGAAUGUGGGAAGACUUUUAGCCAAACCUCUCAUCUGAAUGAUCAUCGGAGGAUCCACACAGGAGAAAGGCCUUAUGUGUGUGAUCAGUGUGGGAAAUCAUUUAGCCAAAGAGCCACCCUCAUUAAACAUCACAGAGUUCACACUGGAGAGAGGCCUUAUGAGUGUGGGAAAUGUGGGAAAUCUUUCAGCCAGAGUUCCAACCUUAUUGAACAUUGCAGAAUUCACACUGGAGAAAGGCCUUAUGAGUGUGAUGAAUGUGGAAAAGCCUUUGGAUCCAAAUCCACUCUUGUUCGGCACCAGAGAACUCACACAGGAGAAAAGCCAUAUGAGUGUGGUGAAUGUGGGAAAUUAUUCAGACAAAGCUUCAGCCUUGUUGUACACCAGAGAAUUCACACUACAGCAAGGCCUUAUGAGUGUGGCCAGUGUGGGAAAUCAUUUAGCCUAAAGUGUGGCCUCAUUCAGCACCAGUUAAUUCACAGUGGAGCUAGGCCCUUUGAGUGUGACGAGUGUGGAAAAUCCUUUAGCCAAAGAACCACCCUCAAUAAACACCACAAAGUUCACACUGCAGAAAGGCCUUAUGUAUGUGGGGAAUGUGGGAAAGCUUUUAUGUUCAAAUCUAAACUUGUUCGGCACCAGAGAACUCACACUGGAGAAAGGCCUUUUGAGUGCAGUGAAUGUGGGAAAUUUUUUAGACAAAGCUAUACCCUUGUUGAACACCAGAAAAUUCACACUGGAUUAAGGCCUUAUGACUGUGGACAGUGCGGGAAAUCCUUUAUCCAAAAGUCUAGCCUCAUUCAACACCAGGUGGUUCACACGGGAGAAAGGCCAUAUGAGUGUGGCAAAUGUGGGAAGUCCUUUACACAACACUCUGGCCUCAUUCUCCACCGAAAAUCUCACACUGUGGAGAGGCCUCGUGACAACAGCAAAUGCGGAAAAUCCUACAGCCCAAGAGCUAACAUUGUUUAACUCCUGAAACUCCACACUGGAGAAAAGGCUUAGACCUGCAGGGAAUGUGCCAUGUCUUUCUUCAGUGUUAUGGCUAUAGAGAGUCUUUGUGAAGGAGCCAUCUGCCUAAAGUUAAACCUCAUACUGGUAGACCUCCAGAUGGGUGAGACUCUCAUGAGUUCCAGGCACAUGUGUCUUGCAGGAGCUCCUUUGCACGUUCUAAACUGCUGGAGGCCUUUGCAGGAGUUAAAUCAUUAGUCACCCUUGCGUACUAAGGCGAGGGAGAUACACCUGUGUGCUCCCAUUCCUUGGAGGAAAUUCCUUGAGCAGUCUGAGCCUUUAAGGGGAAUUCCUUUCCUUUUCUGACUGAUUACAGCAUACAUCUGACCAGUUUUGGCCAGAAGGACCCAGCCUGGGUUCUGCUGGAAGCUGAUGUGGAAGGCUUCCCUUCAUGGAAAUUCUUGUUCUCACACGACACUUGGUAGUUUUUCCAGCCUCCAAGUCACCACCUCGUAACUGGCUGUCUCACAUUGCUCUGGUUUGCGUGGUAAUAAAGGCCUUAUUUUUAAAUCUG
Cercocebus atys (sooty mangabey) is the source of this 5138-nucleotide messenger RNA. It is a transcript of the gene ZNF416, whose product is annotated as zinc finger protein 416. The record is from RefSeq and is a predicted model, not a curated record. Lineage: Eukaryota; Metazoa; Chordata; Mammalia; Primates; Cercopithecidae. Bases 2954 to 4585 code for a protein of 543 amino acids. Gene Ontology annotation, molecular function: DNA-binding transcription factor activity; RNA polymerase II cis-regulatory region sequence-specific DNA binding. Gene Ontology annotation, biological process: regulation of transcription by RNA polymerase II. The transcript has 3 exons.